Molecule: messenger RNA, 2151 nt
Organism: Hypoxylon trugodes
Lineage: Eukaryota; Fungi; Ascomycota; Sordariomycetes; Xylariales; Hypoxylaceae
Product: amidohydrolase 3
Exons: 1
Coding region: 127-1755 (542 amino acids)
Molecular function (GO): hydrolase activity, acting on carbon-nitrogen (but not peptide) bonds
Source: RefSeq, a predicted model, not a curated record
GUGUCUUGAUAUUUUGUAGCAUUCCGAUGCUUAACUCCAAUCUUCAUUAUUGAAAGUAUUUUACUCACGCGACGAGAUUGCUGGUAGAAGCACAGAAUAACUUCUGGUCGUCAACCAUAUUACCUCAUGGCAGAGAAAAUAAUAUUGGUCAACGGCUGUUUCUUCACGCCGACAAGCGAUUCAGAAGAUGAUCCUCGGUUCUGUGAUUGCAUGGUAAUUGAGGACUCAAAAAUCAUCCAUGUUGGGAAGGAGUCAGACGGCGCCGUGCAUUCGGCGUGGCAGAAAGGCGCCGAGAUCAUAAACCUGGAAGAUCGUGUUGUCGUUCCUGGAUUUAUCGAUAGCCACGUUCACCUGUUUGAUUUCGGCUUGUCUUUGCAAAAGCUAGACAUAUCGACAUGCGAGUCCCUCGAACAGAUUCGGCAAGCCGUUUCCACGUACGCUAAGCUUCAUCCCGAGCUUCCGCGACUCCUCUGUAGAGGUUGGCGUCAACACACUACGGAUGGAUUAGCUCUCGCUAGCAUGUUGGAUGAUAUAGAUCCUCGGCCUACAUUCAUCGAGGCAUUAGAUUGUCACUCCAGUUGGUGCAAUACCGCCGCUUUAAAUGAGCUUCCCAUUGACAAGAUCAAGAAAGCCUGUGGAGAUAACGUUACUUGUGAUUCCAACGGGAAGCCCACCGGCCUGCUCGCGGAAAUUGCUCAAUUUGGAUUUGUAAUGCCUCACAUCGCGACCACGUACCCCAGCGAAGCGAAGCACACGGCUGUAAAGAAAGGCCUCGAAGCUUAUACAAAAGCAGGCUACACAGGGGUCAUUGAUAUGGCGAUGGAUGCCAACUCUUGGGCUGCGUUUGAACUGUACCGCGAUACAUAUGGCCUCCCAAUGCACAUCAGUGCGCAUUGGUUUAUCCAUUAUGAAGAGGACGAAAAACUUCUACUUCAACAUGUGGACGAGGCUAUCGCAAUGCACAACAAAUACCAUCCAUCCAAGUCGCCCGAUUUAUGUGUGCUUGGGGUCAAGCUUAUCUGCGAUGGGGUGAUAGAUGGUUGUACAGCAGCUCUAAGCCACCCCUACAGUGAAGGGGAGAAACUCGUCGACCCUAUAUGGCCUAAGCACGCGAUUGAGCUAGUCGUCAAGAAAGCCAUAGAUGCGGGCCUUCAAUGCGCUAUCCAUGCCAUCGGAGAUGUCACUAUAACUCAUGCGAUAGAUGCGAUCGCAAACGCAAAGUCUCCUAACGGGCGGCAUCGAAUCGAACAUCUUGAACUCGCCUCGGAAGAGGACGCCAAGCGUCUCGGACAACUAGGCAUCACCGCAUCGAUCCAGCCAGUCCACAGCGAUCCCGUGAUCUCGGGGGCCUUCCCCAAGCACUUGCAAGAAUAUUUGCAAAAACGUAUUUUCCCAUAUCGUGAAUUUCUCGAUGGCGGAGCAAAUGUGGCUAUCGGAACAGAUGCGCCGACGGCAAGGCACUAUGCACUGCCCAAUUUGUACAACGCCACUACGAGAAAAUCUGCCUUGGAGCCUUCGCUACCCGUCAGCCCCAAUGCACAUAAUGUGCUCACUUUAUCGCAGGCUGUCACGGCAGCAACAUAUGGAGCAGCCUACUCGCGAUUUGCGGAGACUUGGACUGGGUCGUUGAAACGAGGUCUGCGGGCGGAUUUCGUGGUACUUGAUACAGCGUGGACACUCGAAUCCCUUUUGGAAGCAAAGGUGUAUCAGACCUGGGCUGGAGGAAAUAAGUUGUAUCAGGCCAAUUAUAAAUAGUGUAGUUGUAGUAUGAUAGAUAGAUGAUGGUUGCAUAGGUGAAGGACACGUGAUCUACUUAGUCAUUAUAAUUCCCUUUAAGUAGGUUACCUUCUUGCCUACUCAGGUAGAUAGACCUUUCUUCCUUAGACACCAAAAUAUACAUCGUCUCGCCCCCAUUACUUUGCUUUACUUGUUAUAUUGUUUUCAUUUACGUACGUACCUACCAACAAUAGAUGUAUGAUUCAUCCUGUUUUCCUUCAUUUUGUACCUGGUACCGUAUGUCAUGGCACGACUAAUAGAGCCGUAUUUAAUGGCUGUUUAGCAUGUGGUGUCCCGCAGUUACAGCGACUUAAACGAUCGAAGUUGCGAUCGUAGGGUGGAAGUUUGGUGCUGUAAAAUAUAUGUACAACGCGA